Messenger RNA from Mycetomoellerius zeteki, 1651 nucleotides. It is a transcript of the gene XRCC1, whose product is annotated as DNA repair protein XRCC1. Gene Ontology annotation, cellular component: nucleus. Gene Ontology annotation, biological process: single strand break repair; base-excision repair. The record is from RefSeq and is a predicted model, not a curated record. The transcript is spliced from 3 exons. The coding region runs from base 155 to 1621 and encodes 488 amino acids. Lineage: Eukaryota; Metazoa; Arthropoda; Insecta; Hymenoptera; Formicidae. Gene Ontology annotation, molecular function: damaged DNA binding.
CGUAAACGUUUCUUGUAACUUAUCCAACAGCUGGUCUUCUCGACCACGCGUAUUAUAGGUUAUGUCAAUGUCAACACUUCGCAAAAUGUAAGCAGAAAAGAAUCUGGAAAUUUUAAAACGUUUCACGGAUAAAGAUUUAUAGGAGUUUGUUAAAAUGAUUGUCAAAUUUGAAAAGAUAAUAAGCUGUUCCUCCGAACACCCGAAGUUUCCUGCCGCCAAUCUUCUUCAACGUAAUUCGGAAAAUUGGAAAGCCACAUGGCGAUGUAGCAAACCGGGAGAAAUGCUGGCACACGUCAUCUUUCAACUCGCUGAACCUUCUUAUAUCACUGGAGUCGAUAUUGGCAAUUAUCAGAGUUGUGUGGUGAUUGUCACUGGAUCUACCUCAUCAGAACCUGACAACUGGAUAGUUAUCAUCAACCACCAGUUUAUGACAAACGAUGAAGCUGCAAAUGACAAAUUUAAGGAUCAAGUUCAAUUAUUUACUAAAAGAGAAUUAAAUCCAGACACUUUAAAGAUUAAAUUUGACCGAAUCAAAGUUACUUGUAUGCAAUCGGCCAAUUUAAAAGUAUUGUUUGGAUUGUCAUACAUCAUUCUGAGAUCAGAUCCUACGAUUGAUUUAGGCUUAGAUGUAUUUGGCAAGUUUAAAUUGAAACAACCACAUGUUGUCAAGACACCUAUCGAAAUGAUGAAAGAAAAAAUCCUUAACAAAACGGAAAAUACAAAGACAAAUUAUAAGACAGAGUUACGUGAGCAAAUAAAAAAAGAUUCAAUGGAGAAUUUUGUUAAGUGUCAACAAGAACAAAAACUUAUCAAGAGGCCAUUACUAGAAAAGCUAGAAGCUGGAGAAGCCGAUCAAAUUUUUGGAAAAAAUGAUAAGACUCAACCACAAUGUUCAAAAGAUAAAGAUAAAAUCGUUAAUAAAAGCCCCAAAAUUACUAAAAAUGAAUCAAACGAUAAAAUAGUGAGAACUCCUUUUGGAGACGUUAUACCUUCGUGUAACGUUAAUGCUAAUAAGAAUAAUAUAAAAAAUACUGCUCAGGAUUCUCCAAGUUCUAAGAAACGUCCUUCGAUCAAGUUGGAUGAUUCACCAAAUGCAAAAUUCAAUGGAAGAAAGAAACAAAAGUGUUCUGAAUGCUGUGCAGAUUCGCAGGAUCGAUUAUGUACAACUUGUCAACGAUUGCCAGAGCCCAAAGAACCUAUUAAAAAUGCUCCUUCACAGGCAAGCAAUCAUGUUUCAGUCAAAAGAUCAUUUAAAGAAUUGUUCAACGACGUUACAUUCUCUCUCAGUGGAUACGUUAAUCCACAAAGAGAUGAAAUUAGGAGAAAGGCUCUUGAUAUGGGAGCCAAAUAUAUCCCUGAUCCAAAUACAACUAAUAAAAAAUGCACUCAUUUAAUUUGUGCUUUUAAAAAUACACCAAAAUAUCAACAAUUCAAAAAUCAUACGAAAAUUGUUUCUCAUACUUUUAUUGAGGAAUGUUUUGAUAAAAAAAAGAGAUUUCCUUGGAGGCGAUAUGCUUUAGAUCAAAAGGAGAAAUCGCGACCUGAAAGCGAAGAAGAAAUUGAUGGCAAUCAAUCGGAAUCUGUAUAUGACAUAGACACUGACGCUGAUUCAGAUUAUUAAUAUUUCAAUUGAAUAUUACAUUAAUUAUUA